Molecule: messenger RNA, 1532 nt
Organism: Clunio marinus
Lineage: Eukaryota; Metazoa; Arthropoda; Insecta; Diptera; Chironomidae
Source: the annotation of a GenBank genome assembly
ACUGUACUAAGUUCUAAACUUUAUAAAAUCCACAAUAUAUUUAGAUAUCUAAAUAUUCAUUUAACAUCUUUAAACAUACUUAUAUAUAUUACUUCAGAAUGAUCUUUGAUUCAGUUUUUUUGAAUAGCUUAACGCCCAAGUUCUAUGUGGCACUAACUGGAACAUCUUCAUUGAUAUCUGGCAAAGUAUGGAGGAAUCCUUUCAAUUUAUUUCGAGGAUCAGAAUAUCAGCGAUUUUUUUGGGCGACUUCUAAAGAACCAUUGACUUAUUAUGACAUGAAUCUCAGUGCACAAGAUCAUCAAACAUUUUUCAACUGCGAGCUUGAUAACGGAAAGCCUGAUUAUGAGAUGAUGCAAACUGCUUGGAGAGAACGAAACCCCGUCGUUAGAAUUAAAACAGCCCAUAAAGCUAUUGAAAGUAAUCCCGAAAAUGCAUGCGCAUAUAUUUUACUUGCAGAAGAAGAAGCAACAACAAUAUUGGAAGUUGAAACGAUUCUCAUACAGGCGCUGCGUGUAGCUGAAAUCAAUUACAAGAAAUCUCAAGGUUUUCAAGGUCCGCUGUAUGAGUCAGCACAUCGCCGUGAUGCCAAUGUUGUCAUUUAUAUCAAAAGAAGACUUGCAAUGUGUGCAAGAAAAUUGGGAAAGUUAAAAGAGGCUGCGAAAAUAUUUCGUGAUCUUACAAAAGAAACUCCAUCGAGCAUCAUUAGCGUACUAAACAUCCAUGAAAACUUAUUAGAAACACUUUUAGAAAUGAAAUCUUAUGCAGAUUGCGCAGCAGUUCUAGCAAAAUAUGACGACAUUUCUCUUCCUAAGUCAGCAGCCAUCUGUUACACUUCGGCAUUAUUAAAAGCUCGAGCUGUAAGUGAAAAGUUCUCACCAGAAAUUGCAAGCAGAAGAGGAUUAACUUCAGCUGAGCUUUUAGCGGUUGAAGCGAUACAUCGUGCAGUUGAGUUCAAUCCACAUGUGCCGAAGUAUUUACUCGAAAUGAAAAAACUUAUAUUCCCAGCUGAACAUAUUUUGAAGCGUGGCGAUAGUGAAGCACUUGCUUACGCUUUCUUCCAUCUUCGUCAUUGGAAAAAUGUUAAUGGAGCUUUGAAUCUGCUUCUUAACACCUGGGAAGGAACAUUUAAAGUUAUUCCGUUUCCAACUCAGAAAGGUCAUUUAUUUUUCCCGUAUCCUGUCUGUACUGAAUGUGCAGAUCGUGAGUUACUUCCAACAUUUCAUGAGCUCUCUGUCUAUCCGAAGAAAGAACUUCCCUUUUUCAUAUUAUUCACUGCUGGUUUAUGUUCGUGUACAGCAUUAUUAGCUUUGUUAACUCAUCAGUAUCCUGAAUCGAUGAUGUAUUUUGCACAAAGUAUGAUGAACAUUGUUUCAAUACCAUUACGAUUUUUCAAAGAAAACGUUUUUCCAUAAUUUCACUACAUUGUAGAUAAAUUUAUAUAAAUAUUUAUUUACCUAAAUAUAUCUAUAUCAUUUAGAAUAACCCAACAAUAUAUGUUUGAAUACACUUAAUAAAACAAAAUUACUUAGAAA